AUGGUCCCCUUAUAUCUCUCUUUUUCUUGUUCUCUUUGUUUAAGGUUAUCAUCAUGGGUAAAAGGACAUGCAUACUUGCAUGGACGUGAUUACACCAGUGCCAUAAAUGCCUUCCGCCAGUUAGAGGAGACUUCUGUGCUAAGCCGUAAUGUAGACAUCCUGGCCACACUUGGAGAGACAUAUUAUCUUGCAGGAGAUGCAAAGAAUGCCCUGAGCAUGCUGCAGAGGGCCAAUGCUGUUGACCAUCUGAAUCUCAGGGGCACAGACCUCCUGGCAUGUCUCUUGGCGGGCGAAAAGAGAAAUCGUGAGCUGGAAGAGUUGGCAAUGGCUGCCACUUCUGUCACUGAUUCAGCUCCUCAGCCUUGGAUUAUUAUGGGGUAUUAUUGCCAACUCAGCAAAAGAACAACAAAGGCCAUUUAUUUUGCUCACAAGGCAUGUUCAAUCAACCCACGCAGUGUGGAGGGUCUGCUGCUGAAAGGGACACUGCUACUAGAAUUAAAAAAAUUACAAGAAGCAGUAAUGCACUUCAGGGAGGCAAUGCAAAUAGCGCCACAUCGUUUUGAGCCACACAAAGGUUUAGUUGACUGUUAUUUAGCAAUGCAUCGAUCCAGAGAAGCGGGUAACCAUUGCAAGUAAUGCUUGCAAACUAUUAGGCCAGACCCC
Penaeus monodon (black tiger shrimp) is the source of this 663-nucleotide messenger RNA. RefSeq names its product anaphase-promoting complex subunit 7-like. Lineage: Eukaryota; Metazoa; Arthropoda; Malacostraca; Decapoda; Penaeidae. Gene Ontology annotation, biological process: cell division. The record is from RefSeq and is a predicted model, not a curated record. The transcript has 5 exons. Gene Ontology annotation, molecular function: protein binding. The coding region runs from base 1 to 636 and encodes 211 amino acids.